Messenger RNA from Aspergillus pseudotamarii, 1827 nucleotides. RefSeq names its product thiamine diphosphate-binding protein. Gene Ontology annotation, cellular component: acetolactate synthase complex; mitochondrion. NCBI's taxonomy places the organism in Eukaryota, Fungi, Ascomycota, Eurotiomycetes, Eurotiales, Aspergillaceae. Gene Ontology annotation, molecular function: thiamine pyrophosphate binding; acetolactate synthase activity; magnesium ion binding. The transcript has 3 exons. Bases 1 to 1827 code for a protein of 608 amino acids. The record is from RefSeq and is a predicted model, not a curated record. Gene Ontology annotation, biological process: L-valine biosynthetic process.
AUGGAAGCGGAUGAAUCGUUCGUUGGCAUGACGGGUGGCCAGAUCUUUCAUGAGAUGAUGCGAAGACACGGUGUCCAACAUAUCUUUGGAUACCCCGGUGGAACUAUCCUUCCGGUCUUCGACGCCAUCUACAACUCCGAGUAUUUCGACUUCAUCCUUCCUAAGCACGAGCAAGGCGCCGGGCAUAUGGCCGAGGGCUACGCAAGGGCUUCAGGAAAGCCAGGGAUCGUUCUGGUAACCUCUGGACCCGGUGCGACCAAUGUCGUCACCCCAAUGCAGGAUGCCUUGUCCGAUGGAACGCCCAUGAUUGUCUUCAGUGGCCAGGUGGUGACUACAGCGAUUGGCAGCGAUGCUUUUCAGGAAGCUGACAUUCUCGGUAUAUCGCGAGGCUGCACAAAAUGGAACGUAAUGAUACGCAACGUGGCUGAGCUACCUCAGAGGAUCAACGAAGCUUUCGAGAUUGCCACGAGUGGGAGACCGGGUCCUGUUCUCGUGGAUCUCCCCAAGGACGUGACGGCGGGUAUAUUGAGAAAGGUUACGCCUACCGGGCCAGCGAUACCGCGCAUAGCAAGCUAUGCAAACACGGACGCGAACCACAAGCUACUUACCAAGUCGAUCGCCCAUGUCGCCAAAUUGAUUAACACCGCGAAGAAGCCCGUCAUAUAUGCUGGACAGGGCGUCAUUCAGUCCCCGAACGGACCUCAGUUACUCAAAGAACUGGCGGAAAAAGCAUCCAUACCGGUGACAACAACCUUGCAGGGGCUUGGCGCCUUCGACGAACUGGACGAGAAGUCCUUGCAUAUGCUGGGCAUGCAUGGUUCGGCGUAUGCGAACAUGUCCAUGCAGGAAGCCGAUCUCAUCAUCGCACUGGGUGCCCGGUUUGAUGACCGAGUUACAUUAAACAUCGCCAAGUUCGCACCCGCGGCUAGGGCAGCAGCUGCAAAGGGCCUUGGAGGGAUUGUACAGUUUGAGGUCUUACCUAAAAACAUCAACAAGGUGAUUCAAUCUACUGAGGCGGUGGUCGGGGACGUCGCAGAGAAUCUAACACACCUGUUACCUCAUGUGAAAAGGACCAGUAUGGCUGAAAGGCAAGCAUGGUUCACACAAAUCAAUGAAUGGAAGGCAAAGUGGCCGUUACAUGCAUAUGACCGGGACGAACGACCACAUUUGAUCAAACCCCAGUAUUUGAUCGAGGAGCUGAGUAACCUCACAGCAGAUCGCAAGGAAGAGACGAUCAUUACUACGGGCGUCGGCCAACAUCAGAUGUGGACUGCUCAGCACUUUCGUUGGCGCCAUCCUCGGAGUUUGAUCACAUCUGGUGGUCUUGGUACUAUGGGCUUUGGUCUUCCAGCUGCCAUUGGUGCAAAGGUAGCGCGUCCAGAUGCGCUUGUGAUUGAUAUCGACGGUGACGCAUCGUUUAGCAUGACCCUAACAGAACUGACUACGGCUAGUCAAUUCAACAUCGGGGUGAAGGUGAUCGUCCUAAACAACGAGGAGCAGGGAAUGGUGACCCAGUGGCAGAAUCUAUUCUAUGAAGAUCGAUACUCGCACACACACCAGCGUAAUCCGGACUUUAUGGGCCUGGCAAGGGCAAUGCACUUCCCGCAUCGACGUGUCAGCAAGCCCGAAGAGGUCGUUGACUCUCUGAAGUGGCUUAUCCACACGGAUGGCCCUGCUCUACUAGAGGUUAUCACCGACAAGAAGGUACCGGUUCUACCAAUGGUACCCGCGGGCUCGGGACUGCACGAGUUCAUUACGUGGGACACACACAAAGACAGCGAGAGAAGAAGUCUGAUGCGAGAUAGAACAUGUGGGCUUCACGGCUGA